Messenger RNA from Ostrinia furnacalis (Asian corn borer), 1143 nucleotides. RefSeq lists its product as uncharacterized. Bases 1 to 1143 code for a protein of 380 amino acids. The record is from RefSeq and is a predicted model, not a curated record. The transcript is spliced from 8 exons. Lineage: Eukaryota; Metazoa; Arthropoda; Insecta; Lepidoptera; Crambidae. Gene Ontology annotation, biological process: proteolysis. Gene Ontology annotation, molecular function: serine-type endopeptidase activity.
AUGACAGUAGCGGCGCGCGGCAAACGGCGGCGAGCGGAGAGCAGCGGAGUGGGUCGGCUGGCGGCUGGCGGCGGGCGGCGGGCGGGCGGCGCGGCGGUCGGCGGCGGAGUGGCGGCAGGCUGGCGAGUGCGGCGGCAGGACGCCGCCUAUCGAUCUGCCACUUGCACCAUCUCUCUCCGCUGGCUGGCGGCGUGCGCCGGGAGAGAGCCUUUCAAGCCACGCCAUGGCUCAUUACCAUACCUCGUGUACUUCCCGUCGCGCUACCGCGGCAUGUGCGUGGGCACGCUGGUGUCGCGCGUGGCCGUGCUGACGGCGGCCGUGUGCGUGACCAGCCCCACGUCGGACAUACAGGACCGGCGCCCCAUCAACGUCAUCACCGGCUCCACCUACCGCCACCCGCGCCGCGGCAUCCGCGUGCAGGUCACCAAGAUACUCGUCCCCAAGAUUGCGCAGAACGUGUCGGGCGACCGCGGGUACCUGAUGCAGAAGUCGGCAGCCGUGAUGCUGCUGAAGCGGAAGGUGCCCGACGUGAUGGCGGAGAUCCCGCUUCGCGCGCUGCCGGUGGACUGGCGCGGCGAGGAGGUGCUGUCGCUGCACGAGGAGUGCUUGAUUCCGGGCUGGCACUUUUUCUAUAGAGGGGACCGGAUCUACCCGGUGCACCGGUUCCUACUGCAGCGCAACGUGCGGGUACAGUUCCUGAACAUCGUGAAGAAGAACCUCUGGUGCGAGGCGCUGUCCAUCAAGUUCCAGAAGGCGCUCAGCAACCUCGGCUUCUUCGGUUUCUUCGACAAGAGCGGCUGCACCUGCGUCAGGGACCCCGAUAGAAUGGCUCAGCCGUGCCAUGGCAUGUACGGGGCGCCGCUGGUGUGCCGCGGCAAGGCGGUGGCGAUGCUGAUGGCACCGGACGCGCAGUGGACCAACUGCACCGGCAUGAGCAACCUGGUGCACCUCCUUGGUGCCCCAUACCUCAAGAGAUUCAUGGAGUGCGUCAGCGUGCUGUUCGAGCCGGACCUCAUGCCGGACUGGAAGACCAUGAAGAAGCAGAUCUUCGACGACCCGAGCCACGACCAGUACGACUACGUGCCGGCGCUCUACGACAAGCUCACGCUCGGCUCCAGCGAGUCCGACACCGCGGAGGAGUGA